UCUUCCUCAUCUGGAGGGAUCAUACCUGUGUCGUCCAGCCAGGGUUGCCAUGCAGGCGCAGACAGCCGGGGCGAGGUCAUGACCCUGGAGGGCCAGGUUUCUCGUGUAAACACCAGGGAAAGGCUCGAUCCCGGAGCUGCAAGGCUCCUGAUCUGGUGGAAACAAGACGCGUAGCCGAGUUUAUACUGGUGUUGUCUCCGAGGGAGACGGGUAUCGCCAGCAUGAGUAGAGCUUUGGGGUUGGUGAUGCUCUUCAUGCUUUCUGCAGCAGAGUUUAACGGCCCGUCUCGGCCAGGGAAACCCGUAUGGAUCGAGUGCCGGUCGCCUGAGAAGGAGACGUUCACCUGCCGGUGGCGGCCGGGCUCUGACGGAGGGCUGCCCACCGUGCACCGGCUCUACUACGAGAGAGACGGAUUGAAUGCAAUCCUGGAGUGUCCAGACUACCAAUCGGAGGGAAGCAACUCCUGCUUCUUUGAUAAGAACCACACGUCUCUCUGGGUGGAGUACUCCCUAACAGUUGUGGCCUCCAACGACCUUGGGAACAGCACCUCGGAUCCCCUGAAGAUUGACGUCGCAAAAAUUGUGAAGCCUCACCCUCCUCAAAACGUCACCAUGCUGGUGAAGCAGAAUAACGACAUCCCAUAUCUGCACAUCCGCUGGAAGAAGCCCCCCAAAACUGACAUCAGGUCCGGCUGGGUCACGCUGGAAUAUCAGCUGAGAGUCAAACAGGAAGACAAGGAGUGGAAGAAAAUUGAUCCAGUGAAGGAAACCACGUUAGACUUGUACUCCAUGGUUCCCGGGGCGGCGUACACGGUUCAGGUGCGCUGCAGUGUGGACCACGGCCAGUGGAGCGAGUGGAGCAACAACACCACCGUACAAGUCCCAAACUCUCCUCUGAGUGAGACCUCUCUCAUGCUUCUGGGCUCCAUGCUCUCUUUAAUACCGCUGUUGGCGACAAUCUGCAUCUUGAUCGUGAAGAGGAAAACAGUGAAGCAGUGGCUUCUUCCUCCGGUUCCUGGUCCAAAGAUAAAGGGAGUAGAUGUUCACCUUCUCAAGAGUGGGGGGUCGGAGGACAUCACUAAAGCUCUGAUGGGAGACCAGGCCCUUGUUCCCGCGCCAACGUGGACGGACCAGGCUGAGGAGUAUCUGAUCGUAUCGGACGGCAGUGACUGGCUCCUACCUGACCCCGACACGUCUGGAAAGAAGAAAAAAUGCACCCUCAUUCCUGCCAGCUUCCACUUCCACUCUGAAACCAAAUGUGAGAAGCUGACUUCAGGAAAGAACAGCAGGGAUGAAACGGACCAGUUUGCAACGAGAGCUCGAUCCCAGUCGGAGGAAAACUCCGGGAACGUGGAGCCGCCCGAGCCGACUGCAGAGAGACGUUCGAGCGUCAACUCUGGGGACAAGGAAAACCCCAACCGGUGCAGGACAGGCCCCGGGAACGGCCUCCAAACCCUGGCCAACACCAGCUACGUGGAUAUUCAGGAGCACGUGGACAUGAAGCAGCAGGACUACAGCAGAGUGAAGGAGGUGGACGGCCAGAACGGCGUUGUCCUGGAGAAGGAGAACCCCCCUGUGAGGCCGGGCCUGCAGAAACAGGGGGACGUUGCCGGGGACUACAGCAGGGUCAAGGAGGUGGACAGUGACACGGUGUUCCUGCAGAAGCACCAGGACUCUGCACACCCCGGCCGGGAGAAGGACGACCACGACGCAGAGCGGACUCCCCACAAGCCCAAGAAGCCUCAUGGGGCCCAACUGAGCACAGAGCGGCUUUGCAGCGGAUACGUAGACUCUGUGCCCAACUUUCCUGUCCCGUGAUUGGUUGAGACAUGACCUCAAACAUCCCUCGCGGUCGAUGACACAGCAGACAAUAUUGUAUAUUUUUUUAUGUAACUAGGGAGCGACGUCCCUCUGGAUGCAGACGUCGGUGGGUGCCAGAAGCGUCGCCCCUUCUGCUCAGGUUUUUUAUUUAUCCGUCGUGAUCAGUUGGUGAGGAAACCCAAUCACUUCAACAGCUGUCAAGCUUUUUAGUUUUUAUUUAUGAGGUGGAAGUGGAGUACCUCCACUUCCAAGGAUCGGCAUUAGGGUUGCCACCUUUCAGAAAUAGAAAUAAGGGACACCCCGAUUUCAGCAGCGCAGGGGCCAAAAAAAGGGACAUCCCCCAAACUUCUAAAAUGCAUAGAAAUGUUAGUUAGUUUAUUUCAAUAAUUCAACUUAAAAGGUGAAACUAAUACAUGUACCGUAUUGGCCUGAAUAUAAGACGGUGUUUUUUGCAUUGAAAUAAGACGGUAAAAGUGGGGGUCGUCUUACAUUCGGGGUCUAGACAUUAUACCCAUUCACAACGCUAGAUGGCGCCCGAUAUCUUUAAAGCGAAUGCUGAACUUAACUCCCCAGGCCAAAGCGGACCCCUGUCACGAAGAAGAAAAAUAAAAAAUAGUAUAAGAAAGAAAAGAGAAGAAAAUAAGAGGAGAGAUAACAGAAAGUGGAGAAACGUAGUGACAAUCUGGAGAAAAGUGGGUGAAAGUUCGGCAGGUUAACCGGCAGCUGAGGAGAAGUUAUGAUGCAAACUUCAAGAUGAUGAUUUCAAUGAGGCAAAAUAACAUGCUUUUUCUCUCGAAUAUAUUGUUAUAAUCAUUUGUUUCAGAUGUACUGUAAUUAUUUUCUGUAUAAAAAUUGAAUUUGGUGUUUAAAAAGUCUUUCUUCAAACUUGAGUCUUGAAAAAGAUGGGGUCGUCUUAUAAUCGGGACAAUACGGUAUAUUACAUAGUCUUUACACGCAAAGCAAGAUAUGUUAAGCCUUUUUUUGUUAUAAUUUGGAUGAUUGUUUAUUGAUUUCAUAAUAUAUUCAAAUUUUUUGAGAUUUUUUAUUUCGGGUUUUCAUAAACUGUGAGCCAUAAUCACCAAAAUUAUAACAAAUAAAGGCUUGAAAUAUCUCACUUUGUAUGUAGUGGGACAUAAUAUAUUUGUUUCACCUUAAGUUGAAUUUACUACAAAUGAAGUUUUGCAAUACAUCAAUCAAUAAAUAAGAGAAUAACAUAUGUCCGUAUUGGUUCAAUACGGAACGCGACUUUUAAUUCCCAAUUACGGAACAAUUACGUAUUUCAAGGGACGGGUGGCGACCCUAAUCGGCAUCGAAUUUGACGUUGGAGUUUCCCGGGUGAAGUGGCCGUUAUGUUCCCUGAUGGCAGCGCUGCGCGGCAUGAAGGGACUGCUGGGAAAUGAGGGCAGAUAUUCAUGUAAAGGUUGAAUAGUGAGGACUUUGUUGACGUGCUGGCAGCAACACCGGGGCUAUCAUCAGGUCAAAGGUCAUCCAUGAAACUUCCAGCUGAAAGGCUGCAUGGAAAUGUGUAAAACACCAUGUACACUCCCGCUGCAGCAGCAUGGAGGUGGAGGGUGGAGUGGCGGCUCCUCGGUGGAUAAAUGUCAUUUUGAAACGCUGUACAAAAUAAUCACAAUCUUUUUCUAAUUCAGCAUUACUGUCUUUAUCCUCGACAGCUCUGUUGGCGAUUAAAUUAUUAAAUACUGA
Messenger RNA from Cololabis saira (Pacific saury), 3524 nucleotides. It is a transcript of the gene prlrb, whose product is annotated as prolactin receptor b. The record is from RefSeq and is a predicted model, not a curated record. Gene Ontology annotation, cellular component: external side of plasma membrane. The transcript is spliced from 9 exons. Lineage: Eukaryota; Metazoa; Chordata; Actinopteri; Beloniformes; Belonidae. Gene Ontology annotation, biological process: cytokine-mediated signaling pathway. Bases 222 to 1817 code for a protein of 531 amino acids. Gene Ontology annotation, molecular function: cytokine receptor activity; protein binding.